Jaculus jaculus (lesser Egyptian jerboa) is the source of this 4024-nucleotide messenger RNA. RefSeq names its product syntrophin beta 1 (gene Sntb1). The coding region runs from base 1 to 1641 and encodes 546 amino acids. The record is from RefSeq and is a predicted model, not a curated record. Gene Ontology annotation, molecular function: structural molecule activity; protein binding. The transcript is spliced from 7 exons. Gene Ontology annotation, cellular component: synapse; intracellular anatomical structure; dystrophin-associated glycoprotein complex. NCBI's taxonomy places the organism in Eukaryota, Metazoa, Chordata, Mammalia, Rodentia, Dipodidae.
AUGGCGGUAGCGGCGGCGGCGGCGGCGGCGGCGGCCUCUCCGGCUGGCGGGGGAGGCGGCCGGGCGCAGCGGAGCGGGCUGCUGGAAGUUUUGGUGCGGGAUCGUUGGCAUAAAGUUCUGGUGAACUUGAGCGAGGACGCCUUGGUUCUGAGCUGCGAGGAGGGCGCUGCGGCGGCGUACAACGGCAUCGGCGCGGCGACCAACGGUUCCUUCUGCAGGGGCUCCUCCGGAGGGGCCGGGCACCCUGGCAUCCUCGCGGCUGGUGGCCCCCAAGCCCCGGACUCACCCGCCACCGGGGUCCGUACAGCUUUCACCGACCUGCCCGAGCAGGUGCCCGAAUCCAUCUCCAACCAGAAGCGAGGCGUGAGGGUGUUGAAACAGGAGCUGGGCGGACUGGGCAUCAGCAUUAAAGGGGGCAAGGAGAAUAAGAUGCCCAUCCUCAUCAGCAAGAUCUUCAAGGGGCUGGCGGCCGACCAGACCCAGGCCCUGUAUGUGGGCGAUGCCAUCCUGUCGGUGAACGGAGCCGACCUGCGGGAUGCCACCCACGACGAGGCGGUGCAGGCUCUGAAACGCGCGGGCAAAGAAGUGCUGCUGGAAGUGAAAUACAUGAGAGAAGCCACGCCCUAUGUGAAGAAAGGGUCCCCAGUGUCUGAGAUUGGGUGGGAAACACCUCCUCCGGAGUCCCCCCGGCUAGGAGGCUCCACAGACCCUCUGUGUUCGCAAUCCUUCUCCUUCCAUAGAGACCGGAAAUGCAUCCCGCUCAAGAUGUCCUAUGUCACCCGGAGCCUGGCUUUAGCUGACCCUGAAAACAGGCAGUUUGAAAUCCACUCGCCGGAUGCUAAGCACACCGUGGUCCUCAGGACCAAGGACUCAGCCACUGCCCAGGCCUGGUUCAGUGCCAUCCAUUCCAACGUCAGCGACCUACUGACCCGGGUCAUCACUGAGGUCAGAGAGCAGCUGGGGAAAACAGGCAUUGCUGGCAGCCGUGAGAUCAGGCAUCUUGGCUGGCUUGCAGAGAAGGUGCCAGGGGAGAGUGAGAAACAAUGGAAACCAGCCCUGGUGGUUCUGACUGAGAAAGACCUCUUGAUCUACGACAGCAUGCCGCGGAGGAAGGAAGCCUGGUUCAGCCCGGUCCACUCAUACCCUCUUCUUGCCACCAGACUGGUCCAUUCAGGUCCAGGGAAGGGAUCACCCCAGGCUGCUAUGGAUCUGUCCUUUGCAACACGAACUGGUACCAAACAAGGAAUUGAAACACACCUCUUCCGGGCAGAGAUCAGCAAGGACCUCUCCUACUGGACCAGGAGCAUCGUACAAGGGUGCCACAACGCGGCUGAGCUCAUCACCGAGAUCACCACGGCUUGCACCUACAGAAACCAGGAGUGCCGCUUCACCGUGCAUUAUGACAAUGGCUUUUCUAUUUCCACUGAGCCACAGGAGGGUGCCUUUCCCAAGACAAUCAUACAGUCCCCUUACGAGAAGCUCAAAAUGUCUUCAGAUGACGGAGUCAGGAUGCUGUACUUAGAUUUCGGAGGCAAAGAAGGAGAGAUUCAACUGGACCUUCACUCCUGCCCUAAACCAAUUGUUUUCAUCAUUCAUUCCUUCCUUUCUGCCAAGAUUACAAGACUGGGCCUAGUGGCCUGAACAGAGGGGCGACUUGCCUUCAGAAAGGACCUUGGGGCCCUAUGGGAGGAUGACAUCGGGCAUCGCGUAGCACAUGUAGCAUGCUGCGGCCGGCUUGACUCUCGGGAGUCAGGUGUUGUGUCCCGGGCUCCUCUGUCGGGUUCAGUAACUGCAAGGGGCCUAAGCAAAUACCAUAAGGGAAUGUCAGAAUAGAACAUCUUAGAACACAGGACAAGGUUAAAGAGGCCAGGGAGAUUGGAUAGACACAGCAUAACUUCUACGUAGUGACAAGCAAGGACACAGCCAUUAGAACCGCAUGUAUUGAUCUCGAUCACACCAGUUUCCAGGAAACUGGCUCACCCAAAUUAGCCAGUUCUGAGCAGAUGAGACAAUGGAUAGCUUCACCUGUUCACCCACUCCAGCAACAAUCCCUCGUUUCAUUGAGAUUUAUUUCCUAAUGCUGGUUAAGCUGCCUGCCACCAGCAGGAAGAGAAAAAUAAUGUUUCAAAUGGAAACCCACCUUUUAUUUAAGAACGAAGCAUAAGUUACUAGUUUUUAUUUCUUAAUGAAUUAUCUUUCAAUGGUGUAGAGUUCCUCCAAAGUGUUGUCAUUAGCAUCUGCUGAGCAGAAAUUAAAUUAAGCAUCGGGUACUACCCCGAGCUUUAAGCUGGUGGAAUCUGAGCCAAAGGAGAUUGCUUAAAUUGCACAGCUUUUCUGAGGACUUGUGUGCACAAAGAUGAUUAAUUCUGGGGCUAUCCACAUACUCCUGAUGCUGUCCAGUAGCCAAGACCUUUAUUUAUAGAAGGAAAAUGAUGGAUAUAUUUUUAAGAGACUGGCAUCACACACACGCACGCACUCGCACACACACACGCACACACACACACGCACACACGCGUGUGCUCGCCCAUCUCAUGGUUGUGAGAUAACUGUUGCCAUUUCAUGGUUUUCGUUUAAGUACUGAGUAAUGGGCUGUGUUAUCGGCCUCUGCUUGUAUGCAUGCACGUGUGAUCAAGCAGCUAAUGGAACAGUCUCGGUCAGUUCUGGGUGACUCAGUUUUAUACAUAGACCCAACAGUAUAGUAUCUACACAUAGCAUCUACAGUCAUUUGGGGAUUCCAGGGAAAUAAUGACCUGAUAUUUUUCUACAAGAACAUUUUGAGGCAGUAUAUAGCCUACUAUGAUUGAAUGCUUCUAUUUUUUAAUCUUUCAAGAUUCAUUCACUAAACAUAAUACCCAUUAUUUCAUUUUGGAGUUGCUGUCCUCAAAACUUGAAAAGUAGCUCUAGAAUUUCUGAUUUUCUCAUAAUUCCCCCCGCCUAUAGUUUGCAUAGACAAAUGUUUUGUGUAAGGCCUAUGUGUUUUCUGAGUUUAGCAGACACCUGUGGGAAGAAGUUUCAAAAAUGAAAUUAUCUGAAGGACAUGAUCUUGCUCCCUCUGAUGUAUAAGUUUAUUGACUUGCAAUUUUAUUUUAAGUCACCAUUUUUCUAAGGAAAAUAUGAAACAGCAGUAAAUCUAAGGGGACAUUCACUGAGGAAUAGUGCCCCCCCACACACACACUGGGAAGGCAAUUAGAGAAUUGGUAAUAAAAAUGCUCGCUAAAUAGAGAGUUAAAACAUAUUCAGCUGACAUCAUGAUUACCAAACCUCUCAAAAAUUCUAAUAUCAACUGUGUUUCUUCAAGAGGAAGAAUGUGGUGUAGCAUUUCUUGCACUUACCUACAGAACUUCUUUCUAACAAAGCAUCUUGUGAAGCUAGUGGGUUUUUUUUCUUUCUUAAAUGAUGCUUUAGAAAAGACAUCUUUAGGAUAUUGACUUUUUGUUUGUUUCCUAUCUUAAAAUACUGAAGAGUGAAGUGUCAGCUUUGAAACUAGAGGAAAUGCUGAUGGAUUUGUAAAUUGUAUUGCACUCUUUCACUAUAUAUUUUCGAAAUCACUGGAAUGUUGUUAUACAAAAGAAAUUAUACUUGUGUAUUGUAAAUAGCAUAUUAAAUACAUAUAUUAAUGCCAAUAGUUUAAUUCAAUGAUAUGUAAUCUAAGGUGCUCGGUACUAAAUGAAGUUUGAGUUAAUUACUCAAGUUGCAAAGAUCCUAUUAUAUAUUUAUAGACAAAUUAAAGUGAUAUAAUGGCAAACAUUAUUUCUGCAUUGUUUAAGUUUUGGAUGAUUGAUAUCUGUGUGAGGGUCCACAGAAACUAUAUGUCCUCCAUUUAUAAAAUUUUAAUUUAAAUAUUUAUAUUUUAGGAAAAUAUAUUUGAAUAAAGUUGAUUCAUUUUCUGAAGUCAAUUAAAAUGUGUCAUUAGGGCUGGAGAGAUGGCUUAGCGGUUAAGCGCUUGCCUGUGAAGCCUAAGGACCCCGGUUCGAGGCUCGGUUCCCCAGGUCCCAUGUUAGCCAGAUGCACAAGGGGCGCAUGC